This is a messenger RNA of Mya arenaria, 713 nucleotides long. RefSeq names its product Na(+)/citrate cotransporter-like. The transcript has 4 exons. The coding region runs from base 165 to 713 and encodes 182 amino acids. The record is from RefSeq and is a predicted model, not a curated record. Gene Ontology annotation, biological process: monoatomic anion transmembrane transport. Gene Ontology annotation, molecular function: transmembrane transporter activity. NCBI's taxonomy places the organism in Eukaryota, Metazoa, Mollusca, Bivalvia, Myida, Myidae. Gene Ontology annotation, cellular component: membrane.
GCAUUGAUACGUUAAAAUCGGGAAAAGGUGAAGAGCCUGCUUCUGCAUUCAUAAGACAUGAAAUUGGUAUGUUCGUCAACAGAAGUGCAUAUAUGAGCCUGUCAAUUUAACUAAGCGAAACUUGAAAACGCUAAACAUAGACAUACACAGUGUAUAGAGUGACGAUGGUGCGCAAAUUUUUCCGCGAUGUUCUUUAUUUGAAGGAUAUUUUAAUUGUUGUGCUGACGCCUUUGAUUUUGUUGCCGUUUCUGCUAGUAGAUGGAGCAGGGGAGGUCGGAAAAUGUGCUUACUGCGUUUGUAUAAUGGCUAUCUUCUGGAUCACAGAGGCGCUUCCUAUUGCUGUGACGGCACUGAUUCCCGUGUUCCUCUUUCCAAUGGUUGGCAUUCUGUCUGUUAAAGACACGUCACACGAAUACAUCAAUGACACAAACAUGCUGUUUGUGGGCGGGCUGAUCGUUGCCGCCGCUAUUGAACACUGGAACAUCCACAGACGUCUUGCCCUAAAAAUCCUCCUCAAGGUUGGAUCUGAGGCGAAAUGGUUGAUGCUAGGUUUGAUGGGUCCGACAUGGUUUCUGUCAAUGUGGAUCAGUAACACCGCUACAGCCGCAAUGAUGGUGCCAAUAACGAACGCUAUCCUUAUGCAACUGAAGAACACAGAGGAUGAAUACAAAAACACUGAAGGCAUUUAUUUUUAUCACUGUCAACAAGGAUAA